UAAUAUUUACAUUAAUAAACGAACAUGAUUAUACUCAAUCUCAUGUUCACAUCCGGUGUGUACAGAAAGUAUUGUAUUGUUUUAAAAGAUAUUUGUUAAAUAGUAUAAAGUAAGUAUUUAAAUAUGGCUGCAAUAAAUACAGAAAUUAUGAAAGUAUUUGGAUUUUGGAGUAGUGUGCUAGUUUUAAAAAUGCUUGCAAUGGUAAUUCUAACCACACGUUAUAGAUUUACAAAAAAGAUUUUUGCAAAUUCUGAGGAUGGAUUUUCAAAAAAAUGUAAAGUGGUUUAUGAUGAUCCAGAUAUAGAACGUGUGCGUAGAAAUCAUCUCAAUGAUCUUGAAAAUGUCCUUCCUUGGUUUAUAAUCACUUAUAUUUGGUUAACAACAGGACCAUCUAUUUGGUUGGCUGGAAUUUUAAUCAAAACUUUUGUAAUUUCGAGAAUUAUACAUACUUUAGUUUAUGCUGUUUUUCCACAGCAACCUGCUAGAUUUUUGUCCUUCUUCUUUGGUUAUUGUAUUAUGGGCUAUGAAGCUUUUGCUUCUUUAUUAUAUUAUUUGUAAGUUGUUUAAAAUGAAACUUACAUGAAUGCAAAAAUUCUAUGUUUCCUUUUAUACUUAAAAUAUACUUUAUUAAAUAUUAUAUCAGUUAUACAUAUAUAUUUUUUAUAGAUACAGUUGUGCUAUAUUCUGUAAUUGUUAUGAUAUUGAUAAUUUAUAUUUCUAUAAUUGUAAUAAUGGUUUAUAUAUUUUUUUAUUAUUAAUGUACUAUUAUUUGUAAAUUAGUUAAAUAAAUCCUAUAGAAUGAUUCAAAUAACCUGAAAA
This is a messenger RNA of Vespa crabro (European hornet), 819 nucleotides long. RefSeq names its product microsomal glutathione S-transferase 1-like. Bases 124 to 558 code for a protein of 144 amino acids. The transcript has 2 exons. Gene Ontology annotation, cellular component: membrane. NCBI's taxonomy places the organism in Eukaryota, Metazoa, Arthropoda, Insecta, Hymenoptera, Vespidae. The record is from RefSeq and is a predicted model, not a curated record.